AUGUCUCGACGUGCUACGCCGGGCCAAGCAGCUCAGAACCAACAGGUCAUUAAGAGCCUGCUGAAGCUUGAGUGUAAUAAACUCUGUGCCGACUGCAAACGCAACAAGCGUAAGUGUCCUGUAUCCUUUACUCCGCAACCUGGCCCGCUCUUUGCGACAAUCGUCCCCAAUUUCCUCAAGUCACGUCCCACAGACAUUGACCGUUCACCAGAUCCACGAUGGGCCUCAUGGAAUUUGGGUAUCUUUAUCUGCAUUCGAUGCUCCGGCAUCCACCGCGGCAUGGGCACACAUAUCAGCCGUGUCAAGUCUGUUGAUCUCGACGCCUGGACUGAUGAGCAACUCCAAAGUGUGAUUCGUUGGGGCAAUGGACGAGCGAACAAGUACUGGGAGGCAAAAUUGGCACAGGGACACGUGCCUUCCGAGUCUAAGAUCGAGAACUUUAUUCGGACCAAAUAUGAAGCCAAGCGCUGGGUGAUGGACGGAGGGAUGCCGGACCCAUCCACGUUGGACGAAGGCGAUGAUGAUGUGCCUCUUGCCGUUGUCCAGGAGAAGGCCAAGAUCGAGCGCUCUGCAUCGCAGCGGAUUGCACCGCCUAGCCAACCUUCGGCGUCUCGUCAACAACCCCAGAUCGAUCUCUUCGGAGAUGAUAUCAUUGCAGCCCCGCCUCGCCCGAGCACAACGGAGCCUAACCCGCGCGCGCCUCCUCGACAAGCGCCGCCCCCUGCGCAGCAAAAGACUCACAAGCCUGCCGACUCUCUGCUUGGACUGGACUUUUUUUAG
Penicillium oxalicum is the source of this 780-nucleotide messenger RNA. RefSeq names its product stromal membrane-associated family protein. Gene Ontology annotation, molecular function: GTPase activator activity; metal ion binding. Gene Ontology annotation, biological process: intra-Golgi vesicle-mediated transport; endoplasmic reticulum to Golgi vesicle-mediated transport; endocytosis. The transcript has 4 exons. NCBI's taxonomy places the organism in Eukaryota, Fungi, Ascomycota, Eurotiomycetes, Eurotiales, Aspergillaceae. Bases 1 to 780 code for a protein of 259 amino acids. Gene Ontology annotation, cellular component: Golgi apparatus. The record is from RefSeq and is a predicted model, not a curated record.